CAUAACCAAUCAAAUUAAAGAAACAGGCGCAUGUCUAUUGUUUUUAGUAAAAAAAGAAGGGGAAAGUGAGCAGUAGAAUUAAAAACAUUGUCAAAAGGAGCGCAGUAAACAGCAGCAAAAAAGAAGGAAUAAGCGCAUCUCUUGUUUUGCUUCUCAUGUGAAAUAUAAAAGUGAAAUACAUAACCUAUUUUUCUCAAUUAGUAAUGUUUAUAAAUAUUUGACAAACGUUUACAUUAUCGACUAUUCGAUUUUCUCCACCUUUUUUUUUUAAAUAAAAACGACAUUGUACGAUGAUGUAGAAACAAUCGAGUGUUUUUGCAAAAAAAAGCCACGUACGCAGCAACAACAAUGUUCAAUCGAGUUGCAUUUUAAUGAAACUCAAAAUUAACAUUAAAUUAUAUUUAUUGUAAACAAAAAAUUUGCUCAGCAUAUUUAUUAAAAAUGACAACGGGUCAAAGUGGCCACGACAAUUCCCUCGCGAUUCGACAAGAAAUUCAACGUUUCGAAAGUGUUCAUCCGUCGAUCUAUGCAAUUUACGAUCUCAUUGAUCUCUUGACAGAUACACAUAUUGCUAAACAAAUUCGAGAGCAUGUUGUUGCUAUUGAAGAUUCAUUUGUAAAUAGUCACGAAUGGACGCUUGCGAGGGAUGUGCCGGAAUUACAUUUAGGAAUAAUCGGUUCUUCCGAUUCGGGAAAAUCGGCUUUGGUACAUAGGUACUUGACUGGUUCGUUUAUGCACGAGGAAUCUCCCGAAGGUGGUCGAUUUAAAAAAGAAAUAUUCAUUAACGAUCAAAGUUUUUUACUUUUGAUUCGCGAUGAAGGAGGAGUUCCAGAGUCUCAGUUUUCUUCGUGGAUUGACGCUGUAUUAAUUGUCUUCAGUGUUGAAAGUGAAGAGAGUUUCUCGAUAGCUUGUAGCUAUUAUAAUCGAAUGUGUUCAUUUCGAAAUAUGGUUGACGUUCCAAAAAUUCUUGUCGGCGUACAAGAUUCAAUAAAUGAGAGUAAUCCGCGUGUCAUAAAAGAUGUGAGGCCGCGAAAACUUGCCUGCGAUUUGAGGUGUUCGUAUUACGAAACCUGUGCAAUUUAUGGCCUAAAUGUUGAACGAGUUUUUCAAGAUGUGUGCGAGAAGAUUAUCCAAAAAGUUUACACAAAACAGUCACGAUCGAAUGGACAGCACACGAUCGAAAGUGACUCGAAUUUUUGCUCACCCUCGAAUGUAAAAAAUUUCCAGCUACCUGCCAAAGAAUUGAACACUAACAGUCCUAUUAAAAUUCAUAUUUCGGAAAAAAGCGAGGAAGUUCGUCCUGAAGUGACACGGCAUAAUCCACUGCAAAACGAAUCGCCCGUUGCCAAUGAGAGUUUUCAAUACGCACAGAAUUCACACACUGAAUUUCGAUCGUCUAUUUUAACACCAACAACGAUCAGAAAAUUUAGAAGAAAAUCGAAUUUAUUUACGCCAUCGAAGAAAGAAAAGUAUAUGGGCGAAAUGGGUGUUGGAAGAGAGAUUCCCGUGAAGCAAGGAUAUCUUUUUAAACGUAGUAGUAAAUCAUUGAAAGAGUGGAAGAAAAAAUACGUAACUUUAUUGGAAGAUGGACGAUUGACUUACCACUCGAGUUUACAUGAUUACAUGGAAGAUUCAAAUGGCAAGGAGAUUCUUCUACAAUACGUAACUGUCAAAGUGCCUGGUAAAACUCCAAAAGGUUCAAAGGCAACAAGCAGUCAUGAAGAUAGUUUCGAAUUUUCAAUAAUUUCAUUGGAAAACAAAACGUGGCAUUUUGAGGCGAGCAGCAUUGAGGAUAGGGACAGUUGGAUUGCGGCAAUUGAGCAGCAAAUUUUAUCGAGUCUACAAAACAGUGACGCAGAUCGAAAAAACGAAACUGAUGCCUUUAAAAUGCAUUGUAUUAAAAAUAAAGUCUCUGGUAAUGACGCUUGUGUCGAUUGUGGAGCACCAAAUCCAGAUUGGGCGAGUUUAAAUCUCGGUGUUUUAUUGUGCAUCGAAUGCUCUGGAAUUCACAGAAAUUUAGGAUCUCAUAUAUCGAAAGUCAGAUCCCUAGAUUUGGACGAUUGGUCCGCUGGCCAAUUGAGCGUGAUGUUGGCGCUUGGAAAUGACAUAGCCAACAGCGUUUGGGAAUAUUGUUUAAAUGGAAAGCAGAAACCAAAUACAGAAUCAACACGAGAGGAAAAGGAACAAUGGGCGAGAUGGAAAUACGAGGAGCGAUUGUUUUUACCACCAAUUAAUCCGAAUAUUUCACUGGGGAAACUUCUAAUUGACUCAGUUUGCAGGGGUGAUAUGUGUGCGUUUACACUGUGCCUAACUAGAUGUAAUUACGAGGACAUUAAUUCGUCGGUCAGCGCUGAAGAUUUACGAACUCCUCUUCAUCUUGCUUGUGCAACUGGAAAUCUGGCCAUGGCUCAAUUAUUAAUUUGGCACAAGGCAAAUCCACAAAAUUUGGAUCAUGAGGGACGAACUUGCAUGUCUUAUGUAAGAGCAUUGGAACGAACAUUGGACAAUUCCUCUGAUUCAUUGGAAAUGCAGAAACUAUUGCAAGUACUCGAACAGGCGAGUGUUUCUGGUAAUGAUGAUCCAGAAGUGAGCCAGUAUUAAUAAUUAUUUCGGUAGUGUCUCAGGAAAUGCUAAUGAGAAAAAUGAAUCUUUUUCAAUAAUAUUCAAUCGUCAUUUACUAUGUACUUACCCGUGUGAUUAGUGCUUUUAUGGCUUUUAUACAAGAGACUUUUUCAUUGUCAUGAAUUUAUAUUUUAUUUUUUUUUCAUUGCCAAUUGAAUUAUUAUUUUUUUAUUUAUUUUAUUUUUUUAUAAUCAACUAUGUUCCAUUUCCUUUGAUUCAUUGAUUUAUGACAUUACUCGAAUGUGUAGAAGAUUGAUUAGUGAACCCUUUAGUUCGUUGAAGCAGAAAAUUUUAGCUCGAUGAUAAUCGUUAACGUCACUCGAUUCGCGUUUUCAUUCCGUUUUAACAAAUGUUUACAAAAAAAAAAGAAAAAGAAAAUGAAAAACUAAGAGAAAAAAAAAGAAACAUGGAUGAAACACAUUAUCGAAUCGAGUGUAUGUUGUCAAUGACUGAGAAGUACAAAUCACUCAUAAAUCUAGUUAUAUUUAUACAUUUAAUGUAUUUAAAUCGUGCUUUUACAAUUUUCAUGUUUAUGAAAUAUAUCGUAUUGUCUCCUAA
Molecule: messenger RNA, 3180 nt
Organism: Leptopilina heterotoma
Lineage: Eukaryota; Metazoa; Arthropoda; Insecta; Hymenoptera; Figitidae
Gene: CenG1A
Product: centaurin-gamma-1A
Exons: 13
Coding region: 442-2601 (719 amino acids)
Cellular component (GO): nucleus
Molecular function (GO): GTP binding; GTPase activity; protein binding
Source: RefSeq, a predicted model, not a curated record